AUGCCUUUCCGUCUGUGUGUAGUUCCUGGAUGCAGUCGCUAUCUCUCUGCCUCUGACAGCCACGAGCGCUGUCUCACGUGUCUGGGCCGUAGUCGCGUUGAGGCAGCGUUCUUGGAUGGUUCAUGUUCUCACUGGAGAGGCAGCUUGUUGCCACUGCUCUUCAGCUGCCUGAACCAGCAUCCCAAAUCAACAGGUGCCUCAGCUAGGUGUGCAGCCAUCCAUGGUGGAAGAGAAGACGACAGUUGCAUAAUUGGGAGACUGUGGAGGAGUGUACUUUUCCCUCUGCUAAAACUUGCACCUGCCAAUCACCUGACUCCUGAUCAUUUAAGCUGGGCUUGUGGACGUGCAGUACAUAACAGAUUGGGACAGAAGGAAAAAAGAAGAACAAAGAAGAACAAGGGAGAGCCGAAAACAAAAGGAGAAUUCUUGAUUCACUGUGAGGGGGUCUAUGUCUGGUUGGACCUUAGAGCAGGCCAUGAGUUUGAUGUCCCUGUUGGUGCAGUGGUCAAACUCUGUGACUCUGGACAUAUCCAAGUCCUGGAUGAUGAAGGACAGAUAAUAGCAUCCAACAUGUAAGAGCAUCAUAUUGUUCUCCAGAAAGCAACAAACGUUAAGCCUAUGCACCCAACCUCCAUUCAUGGGGUGGAAGACAUGAUCCGUCUCGGGGACCUGAAUGAGUCUGGAAUCCUCCGAAAUCUCCUGAUACGUUACAAUGACAGGGUUAUUUAUACAUACACAGGAUCAAUCUUGGUGGCUGUGAAUCCAUAUCAGCUUUUGCCCAUCUACACCGCUGAUCAGAUCCACCUCAAUACAAACACAAAGUUUGGAGAGAUGCCUCCACACAUCUUUGGCAUUGCAGAUAACUGCUACUUCAGUAUGCAAAGAAACAACAAAGACCAGUGCUGCAUCAUUAGUGGUGAAUCUGGAGCUGGGAAAACCGAGAGUAUCAAGUUGAUCUUGCAGUUCCUGGCGGUUGUCAGUGGCCAACACAUCUGGACUGAGCAGCAGGAUUUGGAAGCAAACCCUAUUUUAGAAGCAGUCAGUAAUGCCAAGACCAUACACAAUGACAACUCCAGCCGCUUUGGGAAAUACAUUGACAUUCACUUCAGCAAGAGGGGAGCUAUCGAGGGGGCAAAGAUCGAGCAGUACCUGCUGGAGAAAUCCAGAGUUUGCAGACAGGCACCCAAUGAGAGGAACUACCAUAUAUUCUACUGUAUGCUGGCAGGCAUAAAUCCUGAUCAGAAGAAAGGUCUAGGCCUGGCCACAGAUUAUGUUUAUCUUACCAUGGGAAACUGUACUGUGUGUGAGGGAAGGGAGGAUAUGAAGGAGUACUCCAGAAUCCUGUCAGCCAUGAAGGUCUUAAUAUUUAAUGAAACAGAAAACUGAGAGAUCUCCAAACUGCUGGCUGCCAUCCUGCAUAUGGGUAACCUGCACUAUGAGGCUCGAACGCUGAGGAACCUAGAUACCUGUGUGUUGGUUCGCCACUCUGCUGGAGGUGAGGUAAUUGUGCAUGUAUCCUUUGUGCAGGUGGACACUCAGGAUGUCAUAGCAUGCCUGACUACUAGUAUACUAAUCACCAGAGGAGAGAUUGUGUCCACAACCUUCAGCAUGGACCAGGACCUGGAUAUCCAUGAUGCUUUUGUCAAGGGAAUCUAUGGGAGGUUAUUUGUGUGGAUAGUGGAUAAAGUCAAUGCUGCCAUCUAUAGGGCUCCUUCCACAGAAAACAAGGCUGUUCGUAGAUCUAUUGGCCUUCUUGACAUCAUCAGCUUUGAGAAUUUCACUAUGAACAGUUUUGAGCAGCUGUGCAUCAACUUUCAACACAUCGAGUUCACCAACAACCAGGAUGCCUUGGACAUGAUUGCAAUCAAACCUUUAAAUAUCAUUUCCCUGAUUGAUGAGUAGAGCAAGUUUCCAAAGGGAACAGAUGCUACCAUGCUGAACAAGCUAAACUCCCAGCACAAAAUAAAUACCAAUCAUGCCCCCCCUAAGCACUGUCACAAGACCCAGUUUGGCAUUCAGCACUUUGCUGGCAUGGUGCACUAUGAAACUAAAGGUUUCCUGGAAAAAAACAGAGACAGCCUCCAGAGUGACAUCAUCCAGCUGGUACACUCUUCUAAAAACAAGUUCAUCAAGCAGAUCUUCCAAGCUGAUGUUGCUAUGGAUCACCAUGACAUGCAGUUGGAAACUGAAAGAGAUAAAGCAAUCACUGACAAGGUCAUUCUUAUCCAGAAGGCAGUGAGGGGCAUGAGGGAGAGAGCAAACUUCCUGAAAGUUAAAUGAGCUGUGAUGGUAAUACAAAGGAUAUGGUGAGGCUACAUCUCUAGAAAACACUACACUUCUAUGCUUGUGGGCUUCUUGUGACUGCAGGCAUUGUACAGAUCGCAAAAGCUGUACCUGGCAUACCAAGUGGCCAGAACGCAAAUAACCCUGCUCCAGGCUCAGGGCCGUGGCUUCCUGCUGUGGAAGACGUUCUCCAAGUGCUUCUAUGCAGUCCUCACCAUCCAGGCUUACACAAGAGGAAUGACUGCACGUAGACUAUGCAAGCAUCUCAGACUGGAGAUGGAGCGCUGGCUAGAGGCCAAGGGGCAGCACUUAGCUGAGGAGGAGCGUCUGAGAUCACGCAGGGCUCAAGCAGAGGUAGAGAGGAAGCAUCAGGAGUGUCUGGCCCAGCUCAGCCCAGAGCAGGAUGAGGCCCGCAGGAAAAAGGAGCUGCUGAAGCAAAUGGAGAGAGAGAAACAGGAGGCGGUCAACGACUCCAACAUGGUGGACAAGAUGUUCGGAUUCCUGGGCAAUGCCAACUCUCUUCCCAACCUGGAGAGUGAAGCACCAGAUGGGUUUGAGGAUCUAGAGAAUUUUCCAAGACAGUAUGAGGAAGAUGACAUUGAUGAGGCUCUUCCUCUUCCUGAUGAUCAAGAGGAAGACCUAUCAGAGUAUAAGUUUGCAAAGUUUGCUGCAACUUACUUCCAGGGAAAUGCAAUACAUACUUAUGUGAGGUGACCACUGAAGCAACCCCUGCUGUUUCAUGAGGAUGAAGGAGAUCAGCUAGCAGCUCUGGCUGUGUGGAUCACAGUGUUGAGGUUUAUGGGAGAUCUACCUGAACCCAAAAACCAUAUCAGUAUUAGUGACAGCAGUAAGAAGAUUCCAGUUAUGACUUAAAUCUAUGAGACGUUGGGAAAGCAGACCUAUAAAAGGGAGCUGCAGGCCCUGCAGGGAGAUGAGGAGGUGAGACUUUCCACUACUGACAUCCAGAAGAGGAACAGUGCAAGGCAUAAGCUGGUGUCCCUCACAUUGAAGAAGAAACCCAAGCUCACAGAGGUGACCAGACGGCUAAUGGACAGCGAUUACAGCCUACGGGGAAAUAGCAUGCUGGAAGAUAGGCCCACCUCCAAUUUAGAGAAACUCCACUUUAUCACUGGCAAUGGCAUUUUACGCCCUGCUCUUAGAGAUGAGGUCUACUGUCAGAUCUAUAAGAAGCUGAGCCAGAUCCCAUCCAAAAGCAGUCAUGCCCGUGGCUGGAUUCUGCUGUCCCUCUGUGUGGGCUUCUUUGCGCCAUCUGAAAGAUUUGUUAAACAUCUGCGAACAUUCAAUAACAGUGUGCCCCUUGGUUAUGCACCUUACUGUGAAAAGAGACUGAGAAGAGCAUUUGUGAACAAGACAAGAACUCAGCCUCCUUCUUGGCUUGAGUUGCAGGCCACUAAAUCUUAGAAGCCCAUCAUUUUGCCGGUGACCUUCAUGGACUGCACCACUAAGACCCUGCUGACUGACUCUGCCACCACAGCAGAAGAGCUCAGCAAUGCUCUGUCAGACAAAAUUGGCCUGAAGGAUCGCUUUGGCUUCUCCCUAUAUGUAGCAAACAAAAAUGUGUCCGCCGGCAAAGAGUUACAUUUUGGUCUGUUCUCACCAAAAACUGAUUGGAUGGCUUUCUUUUUGGAGCUUAAAAUUUGGUUACCAUUCACUUGCAUUGUAUGGACAAACAGACAACAUAUCUCUAUUAAAAUAUCUUCGUUUGCAUUCCGUGGAAGAAAUCAUACGAGUUUGAGACAACUUAAAAGGCCUAGUCUUCCAAAGAAUGAUGUUAUAGUGGCAGUAAACUGGAUUGGAGUCUACUUUGUGGAUGAGCAGGAGCAGGUCCUUCUGGACCUUUCUUUUCCUGAAAUUACUGCAGUUUCCAGCAGCAGAGGAGGAAAGAUGCAAGGACAGAGCUUCACUCUGGCAAUUAUUAAAGGAGAUGAAUACACUUUCACAUCCAACAUUGCUGAAGACAUCUGGGACCUGGUUGUCACCUUUCUGGAGGGCCUCCGUUCAAGGUCAAAGUUUUUGGUGGCCAUGGUAGACAGCCAUUACCCUGCUGGACAGGACUCUUCAUUCCUGAGCUUCUCAAUUGGAGAUCUGAUCGUUCUGGAUGAGCACACUGGAGAAUAGGUGCUGACUUCAGGUUGGGCUCAUGGAGUCAAUGACAGAACUAAGAAGAGAGGAGGCUUCCCCGCAGACCACCAUAUGAUAUUGUGGUCAUAUAUGGGCGAUUAUCCCUCCAAGAGAAGCUGUUCCGUAAAUGAGCUAACUGAUCAGAUCUUUGAGGGAGCUCUGAAGGCUGAACCUCUGAAGGAUGAGAUCUUCUGCCAGAUCAUCAAGCAGCUGAGUGAGAAUCACGUGAAAAACGGAUCCAGAAAGUACCCUCCUCACCUUGUAGAAGUGGAGGCCAUUCAGCACAAAACUACCCAGAUCUUUCAUAAAAUGUACUUUCCUGAUGACACAAAUGAGACCUUUGAGGUUGAAUCAAGCACAAAAGCAAAAGAUUUCUGUCUGAACAUCACUGGCAGAAUUAUGCUCCAGUCCUCUGAGGGUUUCAGCUUGUUUGUGAAAUUAACUUUUCAUGUGAUAAGUGUUCCAGAAGGAGAUUUCUUAUUUGACUUUGUUCAACAUCUGACAGACUGGAUCAAAAAAGCCAGAGCUGUGAAAGAUGGCACAGUGCCUUCUCUGACCUAUCAGGUGUUUUUCAUGAAGAAACUGUGGACCAAUACAGUGCCAGUCAGAGAUCCCAUGGCUGACUCCAUUUUCCAUUACUAUCAGGAGCUCCCCAAGUACCUGCAUGGCUACCACAAGUGCUCUCUUGAAGAGGCGUUCCAGCUUGCUGCACCAAUUUACUGGGUGAAGUUUUAGGAGGACAAAUCACAGUUUUUCAGUCUCCACAAGAUGCUGAAAGAGUUUGUUCCUCAGGACCUGAUAUGAAAGCUCUCACCUGAAGACUUGAAACGGUUCAUGUCACAUACUAAUAAGCACGCAGGGAAAUCUCGAGAGGAAGCAAAAGUUAUGUUUCUAGAAAUCAUUUACAAUUUGCUUACUUUUGGAUCUGCCUUUUUUGAAGUCAAACAAUCCACAGAUCCAAAUUUCCCAGAAGUCCUCUUGAUAGCGAUCAACAAGCUUGGUGUAAGUCUGAUUGACCCAAAAACAAAAAAUAUUUUGGGGACGCAUCCCUUCACCAAAGUCUCUAACUGGAGUAGUGGACAUGCCUAUUUCCACAUCACCAUUGGUAAUCUGGUUAGAGGCAGCAAGCUGCUGUGCGAGACAUCAUUGGGAUACAAGAUGGAUGACCUUCUGAACUCUUACAUCAGCCAGAUGCUGACUACUAAGACCAAGCAACGCAGUUCACUUGGAAACAACAAGUAAAACUAAAUGUUUUCAAUGGUUUAUUUGUAGGCACACAUACACAGACACAGACACACAGUUUGAACAACCUCUAACUCUGUAUUCUGAAUUGCUGAAUGAAUUCAUACAUUCAUGCAAAAUCUAUGGAGAACUGGCAUAUUUAUAUGGUACUGCAGAGUUGGCACAGUUUUUCUCAUUAUUUCCUAGACACAUAAAACUGAUUCUGUUUUUAGUAUAAUUACUUUUGCAUACUGGAGCCUUAAUUGUCAAGCGUGAGUUUAAUUUAUAUUAUAGCAAUUCUCAGUCUUUUAAUGUCAAUGAAGAAUAUGUUUAAUUGACAAUCCGUUCAUUACAAUGAGUCCGUGACUUGAAGUAUAACAUUGAAAGGAUAACAGUUUGUCCUUAAUAAAAGUUACUGAUUUCAGCUAAUUAUUUAAUGUCUAAAUGAUUUGCACAUCUCAUUUUGCCAAUUAAAUACAUUAUGCAGAUUUAGAAAUUAAUAUUAGGUCAUGAUGCUUCCCUCAAAAACUAUGUCAUAUGAACUUACUUUUAUGUCAUUUUAAACCUUAAUUUCUCUAUUUGUUUUCCAAAAUAAUUGGCACAUGAAUGUUUUCCUUCAAUCAAUGAUUAUAGAAUUUAAUUAGGUGUAAAAAGAUCCUCACAUGGCUUGUUCUGAAUGUUAUUUCAGUAUGCAAUAUUGACUCUUCUUUCCCUUUGUAAAGACUUGACCAAGUAUUGCAGAGAUACGUUUUAAAAUGUGUUUUAUGAACUUUAAUUCUCUGUAAUAUGACUACAAUCAUUCUGUUUUCUGCACAAGAUACGUAGAUAUAAAUUAUUGAAUCUUUAGACUUUGUUCAAUUUAUUUAUUCAGUGUGUUGUUAUAAUACAUGAAUUUGUAGUUAUAAUUCUGGUCAUUCUAAUUUUUUUAAUUGGAAGCUGCUGUUUAUAAAUAAAACAAUAAUGUCCAUUAGAUGGC
This is a messenger RNA of Myxocyprinus asiaticus (Chinese sucker), 6622 nucleotides long. RefSeq names its product myosin VIIAb (gene myo7ab). Lineage: Eukaryota; Metazoa; Chordata; Actinopteri; Cypriniformes; Catostomidae. The record is from RefSeq and is a predicted model, not a curated record. Gene Ontology annotation, molecular function: protein binding; cytoskeletal motor activity; ATP binding. Gene Ontology annotation, cellular component: myosin complex; cytoskeleton.